AUGAGGGUCCUGGCCUGCCUCCUCGCAGCACUGGUGGGGAUCCAGGCCGUGGAGCAGCUGCGCCUGGCGGAUGGCCCCCACGAGUGUGCCGGCCGGUUGGAAGUGUGGCACGCAGGGCGCUGGGGCACAGUGUGUGACGAUGGCUGGGACCUGCGGGACGCCGCUGUGGCCUGCCGGGAGCUGGGCUGUGGGGGCGCACUGGCCGCCCCCGGAGGCGCCUUCUUCGGCGAGGGGACCGGCCCCGUGUGGCUCAGCGAGCUGGCCUGCCGCGGGAGUGAGGGGCAGCUGGGCCUGUGUCCACACCGAGGCUGGAAGGCCCACAUCUGCUCUCAUGAGGAGGAUGCCGGGGUGGUCUGUGCAGGCCAGCGUGUGACUACAAAUUCCCGGGAUGACUCCUCUCCGCUCGUGGAUGGCAGCCCGUGGCUGGGGCUGUCUGGGGAGGUCAGCGCGGGGUCAGAGGUGCCUCCUGUGACGCUGGCUCCCCGUGCGGCAGGGAACCCCCAGAACAGUGGGGGUCCCCGGAAGAAGAGUCCUCGGCCACCCAAGCAGGCUAAGUCCACAAGGGCUCCUGUGCUGGCCACCGGGUCCCCCCGUCAAGAGCGGCUGCGCCUGGUCUCGGGUACCCACGGCUGUGCGGGCCGGCUGGAGGUGUGGCACGCAGGGCGCUGGGGCACAGUGUGUGACGAUGGCUGGGACCUGCGGGAUGCAGCCGUGGCCUGCCGGGAGCUGGGCUGUGGCGGAGCGCUGGCCGCCCCUGGAGGUGCCCGAUUCGGGCCGGGCUCAGGGCCCGUGUGGAUGGACGACGUGGGCUGUGGAGGCGGAGAGCAGGCCCUCCGAGACUGUCCCCGCAGCCCCUGGGGCCGGAGCAACUGUGACCACAGUGAGGACGCAGGGCUGGUCUGCACGGGUCCGGCCCCCCGGCUGCGCCUGGCCGAUGGCCCCCACGGUUGCGCCGGCCGUCUGGAGGUGUGGCAUGCAGGGCACUGGGGCACAGUGUGCGACGACGCCUGGGACCUGCGGGAUGCCGCCGUGGCCUGCCGGGAGCUGGGGUGUGGGGGAGCUCUGGCCGCCCCUGGAGGCGCCUUCUUUGGGGAGGGCACAGGGCCCAUCCUCCUGGACGAUCUCCGAUGCCGCGGCAACGAGACAGCCUUGAGGUUCUGCCCAGCACGCACAUGGGGCCAGCACGACUGUCACCACCGGGAGGACGCAGGGGCCGUGUGUGACGGCAUGCCUCUGGGCUAUGUGACCCCCACACUCCCUGGCCUGGGCAACAUUUCAACCUCCAAGCCUCUGCCCCCCACCAUGGCCCGGACCCAGUGGACUGCAGCCAUCUCCCCUCCGCCAGCCUCCCCGACGUCUCCUCCUGAAUCUGGACCAGACACUGGGUCGCCCCACCUGCGCCUGGUGGCUGGACCCAGCAGAUGCUCCGGCCGGCUGGAGGUGUGGCACGCCGGGCGAUGGGGGACAGUGUGCGAUGACAGCUGGGACCUGCGAGACUCGACCGUGGUGUGCCGUGAGCUGGGCUGUGGCGGGGCUCGGCAGCCAGACCCCCCAGCCGGCCGCUUCGGCUGGGGUGCUGGCCCCAUCUGGCUGGACGACGUCGCCUGUGUGGGCACCGAGGCCUCGCUUUCCGACUGUCCCGCCCCUCCCUGGGGCAAGCACAACUGUGCGCACAAUGAGGAUGUCGGGGUCACCUGUACAGGAACCCCUGGCCUGGACUCCGUGUCGGAUCCGUUCAGCUGGAGCUGGGUCCCUGAACUAGAUAGAGAUCGGGACUCCUGGCUCCCAGGAGGACUGACCACCAAGCCCCCUGCAAGGUUGACCCCCAAAGCCCCCGAGAAAGGCACCACUAAGUCCCCACGGAAACCCCCCAAGAGCACUAAGAAGUGGGUGACCAAGAACCCGAGACGGCCAACUACUUUGCCCCCUGUGCUGCCCACCACGAAACCCCCCCAGCGCUCACGGACCUCCACAGCCCCGGCUGCUGAGGCCUCACGAAGAUCACCCUCUGAUUCUACCACGAUGCGGACCACCAAGGCCUCCCAUAGACUGACCUCGUAUGCCCCCACAACGCUUCCAUCACAGGCUUCCCAAGAACUGACCUCCGAGGCCAUGGAGAGCCUGACCACUCAGGGCCCCCCCGAGAUGACACCGCAGACCUCCAUGGAGCCGGCCUCCGACACCCCCACAGAGUCCCCCGAGGACUCCACCCUGCCUCCCGCUGGCACCACCACUGUGGAAUCAGGCCAGUUCUGGGUUCGUCUGGCUGAUGGGCCCAACCGGUGCGCCGGCCGGCUGGAAGUGUGGCAUGCUGGACGCUGGGGGACAGUGUGUGAUGACAGCUGGGACCUCCGGGAUGCCACUGUGGCCUGCUGGGAGCUGGGCUGCGGCAAGGUCCGACCCCGGGUGGGCAAGACCCACUAUGGCCCGGGGACCGGACCCAUCUGGUUGGAUGACAUGGGCUGUAAGGGCCACGAGGCAUCGCUGAGUGACUGCCCCGCUGGGGCCUGGGGAACCCACAACUGCGACCAUGAGGAAGACGUGGGGCUCACCUGCACUGGUUACACAGAAGAUGAGGACUAUCCCCCCUGGACCUGGGACCCCCACUCUGGAGAGGACCUGGCCAAAGGGACCACUCCUAUGGGAACACGUGAGCCGACCCUGUCCUGGGACACCACCAGAAGUCCAGGGGUGCCCUCAGUGACGAGGCGCCUUUCAGUCACAGGUGAAAAGGAUGGUUAUCAACAUUCCUGGACUCAAGACACACCUUCUAGCAGAGAUCUGGCGGGAGGGACGCCCACCACAGCUAUACCUGGACUCACCCUCACCACAGGCGCCCCUGGGAGCCCAGGCCACCCCUUCCCAAUGCCCAGGGUCCGUGUGGACACAGGUUCCACGAGGAAGCCGUGGCCAGAUCGCAGGGUGCGGCCCACUGCAGCCAGGACGGCGGCCCCCACUCCUUCCACAGCUCUCAGCUCCUCCCUGGGCCUCCCAGGUCCAGCGCUGACCCCUGACUCUGCCCCUCGGGGGACCCCUGAGCCUUCAGCAGCUGUCACCUCCCACCCUCCAGGCCCCUCACUGGCCGUCUCAGACCCCCCUGACCUCACCUGGACGACUCCUGAGCUUGCUUGGACCACCACCACCACGGAUGCCACUGUGGUUUCAGACCUGACCCCAGAGCUCAGACCCACCCCUCCCCCCACCUUGCCCAAAGAGCUGACUUCUGACCCGGCCACUCCUGCCCAGGUGGUCAGCUUGCCCCCCACCUCAGAGCCCCCCCUAGAAUCUUAUACACCAGGAGACGUGGACACAGCUUCACUCCAGGACGUAGCCUCACAACCUUCUGGACCCCCAGAUCUCUCCACAAACCUUCACUCCACGACUCCUCCCCACAUUACAGCCCCUCAAACCACCACUCACUCCACCAUGACCUCUCACUCCACCAAGACCCCUUACCCCACCACUCACCCUACCACGACUCCUCCCCCCACCACAACCUCUCCCCCCAAAACUCCCCGUACCAUGACCCCUCUCCCCACCACUCACCCUACCACGACUCCUCCCCCCACCACAACCUCUCCCCCCAAAACUCCCCGCACCACAACCCCUCUCCCCACCACGACCCCUCACUCUACCACUUACCCCACCACUUAUCCCAUCACAACCCCACACCCCACCAUGACCUCUCACUUCACCACAACCCCUCAUCCCACCACAACCCCUCAGCCCACCACAACCCCUCAGUCCACCACGACUGCUCUUCCCACUCCCACUUCUGACCCCUCUACAACCCCUAUGACCACUACGAAGUCCCCUCCAACCUCCUUGGAGACAGAGCCUCCCUCUCCCACUCCAGUCCUAAAUGUCAAAGCUAUCCCAUUCCCCCAGCUGACCUCUGUAGACGUCCCUCACCUCUCCACAUCCCAGAUGCAUGGCCUUGAGCCUUUCCCAGCCUCAGAGUCCAGCUUCUCCAGGCCUUCCCCAGCUCCAAGCAUGGAUCCACUGUCCACUGAGGACCUACCCAGAGGCCAGAAUGCAGAACGAACCUCCCCACCUCUGCAGACCCCAGGAUCAGCCUCUGAUUCUCAGCCUCUGAUCUCACCUGUAGCCUCCCCAUUGGAUCAGCCUCCCCCUGACCACAUGUCCAUAGGGCAUACCCCUAGUGAGAGCCCAGGCCGCCUUGGCCCGUGUGUGACAUCAACACCACCAGUAAGAGUCAUGGCUUGUGAGCCACCCGCCCUCGUGGAGCUGGUGGCCGCUGUGAGGGACGUGGGGGUCCAGCUGCAGAAGCUGACCCAGGCCCUGGAGCAGGACCGGCAAGAGCGCCAAGCCCUGAAUCUGGGGCUGACCCAGAUGGUAGAGGCCACUCGUGGCCUGGGGCAGCUGGGUGAGGCUGUGAGGAGAUUGGCAGAGAUGGCCUGGGUCCCCAGCACACCCUCACCAAUCCCCACCACCCAGGAGGAGAAGGAGGAGGAGGAGGAGAGACCUCUGAGGGGGGAUGUGUGA
Messenger RNA from Elephantulus edwardii (Cape elephant shrew), 4506 nucleotides. RefSeq names its product scavenger receptor cysteine rich domain containing (5 domains) (gene SSC5D). The coding region runs from base 1 to 4506 and encodes 1501 amino acids. Gene Ontology annotation, cellular component: membrane. NCBI's taxonomy places the organism in Eukaryota, Metazoa, Chordata, Mammalia, Macroscelidea, Macroscelididae. The record is from RefSeq and is a predicted model, not a curated record. The transcript has 14 exons.